GCAUUCUUAAAAAAAAAAAACAGAGCACUACGGAGCACUUGAAACGGGCCAGCAAGAGAGCAAAAUAGAGGUGACCGGGCUGGAGCUCCUCGUCGGUGCUGAUGGCGGAAACGUCGUCGGAGUUGCAGAUGAGAACCGUGCGGUUCUGAAGGAGAUUGGAGGCUUUGAUGGGGAAGGGAAACUGUUGUAGCUCCCAUCUUCAAGAAUCAACUUCGUCAUGGGAGGUGACUCAAUUUGGUGUAGUGAGUUGAACUCCUUUCUGGUAGCGAUUCCAGCAAUGAAGGGAAGAGGAGAAGCGAUCUAAUUGUGUGAUUUAGCUAAAUUCGAAUCUGAUAGGGCACGAAUCUGCAAAUCUGAAGAAAGUCGGUCAUUUUUAAUAAUCAAACGGCACCGUUUGGAAUCUGGAGCACCAUGCUCACCGUGGGAUGAUCCCACGGUAUAAUUUGCGUCUUCAUAGAGGUCACGCUUUUACUACAGUGCACCAACUCCCAUAUAAUAUCCAUUCUUUUGUCGCCUUUUGUUCUUCCAAAUGGCACUCCCCGAGUCCCCUCACUCUUCACUUUCGUGUGUUCAUCGUAUGGCGUCAUCUGCAUAAGAACCAACUAGUGCUUACUCACUCGGGGAAAAUGGAAGAAAUGUGCUUUUCGGAGGAAGUGGUUCAGGCCUUGUUGGAGCAUUUUGUUGAGCCUUUUUUGCCCAGUUGCCGAACUAGACAACCCCCUACUCCUUCCCAACAUCAGACAGUGGCCAAACAGAUGCAUGCGGUGGUGUUGCUUUACAAUUACUAUCAUCGAAAGCAAUAUCAAGAAUCGGAGUUUCUUGAUUUCACGUCGUUUUGUAAGUUGGCCAUUGUAUUGAAACCAAACUUGAUGGCUUACAUGAAACUCAUGCAUCAAGUGGAUUAUUCUAUGAUGGAUGAUUUCGAGAAUAAACUUUCACAAACAGAAAAGGCCAUACACUGUGCAUGCAACAUAUCUACUGCUCUGGACGCGUCAAAAAGUGUUCCCGUUACAGAUGACUGGACAGUGUCUAAAGUUGCUGUCUUUUUAGUGAACUUGAGGAGGCAAAAUUGCAUGCUACUUGAAAGUGACAUUACCCAUGGCGUUAUAUCUAUAAUUGAGAAAGAUCUAGAGGGUUCUAGUAUUCGUGCACAUAAUACUUUUGAAUCAGAAUGCAAAGACAAACAGACAGGAACUGCAGAAUUAAUAUUGAAUAAUUUUGAAAAGAAUGAUGAUAAUGAUCAGUUCUUGGAUUUAGCUUUUUCCGCUGUUAAAAAUGUGGCAGGCAUCGGUAAAAGGGAUUUGGUGGUUCUAGAGACCCAUAUUGUAUAUUCCUUAAAUAAACCAAAGGCUGCUGCUCGCUUAUAUCUUAUGCAAAACACUCAAUCUAACAAUGGUGACACUUGGCCUCAUAUUAAAGAUAUCAUUGGAAGCUUGCAAGGUCCCCUGGUCAAGAGAAGCUCUAACGGAUGGAUGGUGACUUCAUUUGUCAAAUAUUUCCACAUGCUACCUUACAUGGAGGCUUUGUCUGAUUGGAUUUCUAGGGAAGUGUCGUCAAAGGGUUUUCCAAAUCAUAAUUCGGAAUUAGAACUUCUUCCUUUAACCGGUGAUCAAACAGUUGUGAACUCUUGUGGAAAGUUAAUUACUCAAGUUGGUGUUAACUCCAGUCCUGAUGACAUUGCAGAGGAAUCACUUUGUGACAGUCCUAAAACCAGAAGUAACAAACUUGCAAGAAAGAACAAUUACAGGGAAUUCCAAACUGUUGAUUUCUCUGAGCAGGUUGAUGGACCUGUAUGUAUGGAUGUGCACGGUUCAGGUGCAGUUUUCUCUCAGAGAGGAAUUGAAAGCCAAAACUAUUCAAGUGCCGCCGAAGUUUAUUGUCGAUUGAAGAAUAGUUUGCCUUUAAAAGAGGAUCAUAGAAUGACAUCAGGCAAUUGUGUGACUGAGGAAGAUAUAGGCGAAUCUCUUUCAAAACCUUGUGAUGAUGGAUGCAAUAAUGACAUGAUUUUUAUGCAAGGAGGCGGUUCUUGUAUGGAGAGUCUUAUAUCACAAAAUCAACAUCAUGAGAGGCUAAAUGCUACCUCAACUUCUGGAAAUGCAUCAUCCCGUACUAUCUUGAGAAUUCUUUACCACCUAAGGCAGAAGCUGUGUGAGCAACAUGAGAGGGUGAGCGCGGAAAUUUUACGGUGCGACAUGGAUAUUGAUGCUGCCUUAAAUGAACUUACUAAAGAUACUGACAAUCCCCAUCUGGAAAAGGAAGAAGUUCAACAGAGAACUAGUCAACCACUUGAAGAAGAGAGUUUGUCUGAGGCCAUUGUCAGUGUGAAAAACCAUUGCAAGAAACUGGAUGAAUUGUGUCGUCAGAUGAAGUGGAAACUUCCAACAUAUCAAGUCUUUCCAUAUAGAGAUGGAUUUGCUGCCAAUGUUAUGGUAAAAGAAGGGUGCCAUGUGUGUCAAGGUAGUGUAUGCCCAAAUCCUUUUGAAGCAAGAGAGAACGCGGCUUCAUAUAUGAUGGCCAAAUUGAGUGAGGCAAAGUUGCUGGCUACUUAGUUAUGCCCCCACCCCAGAUUAACUAAAGGGAGACUUGUAGCUUAACAUGAUGUAGUGCUCCUCUCUAGAAUGGUAUAUUUCACUAAUGUUUUGAGAUUUUAUGUAGGAAAGGCAUGCCUUGAUGGUAACUUGUUCCUUGUUCCAUUCAAGACAUGCUGUAAAUUAGCCCUUCUACCUUGCAAACUACAACUUCUGUUUCUGUUUAACUAUCUAGGUGGACUUCAUCUAAACUUUUUCUUUGGGUGGGGGACUUAUAUUACAAACGGAAUUGGGCGUGCUGGCUAGGAUCUACCUGGGAACAGGACCAUAGGUCCAUAACAUAUUGGGUAGACCAUAACCAGACUAGUAACUGGAGUACUGAAUGCUGGUCUCAAGUAGGGACUAGAGAGGGUGGGGGACCAAGAAGUGGCCAGUCCAGGACCCCUACUUUGAGGCUUUUGAGCAUAUUAUAUGCAACAUUUAAUGAUGGUUC
This is a messenger RNA of Cuscuta epithymum, 3021 nucleotides long. The record is from the annotation of a GenBank genome assembly. Lineage: Eukaryota; Viridiplantae; Streptophyta; Magnoliopsida; Solanales; Convolvulaceae.